AUGACGUGGAUAAUGGAGCUUACAGCAUCCCCAUCAUCUCUUACUAUCCAUCCUCAUUCUUCUUUCUUUCUUUCCUUCCUCUUUUCUCCUGCAUCGCUCUCUUUCGUAGGAGAUAUAGCACCCUUCCCUCCCUCCUCUCUUCCCUCACCCCUCUCCCUCUAUCCCUCCCCCAUUCCCGAUGCCUUCUCUCCUCCUUUGCUCCCCUCAGAGCUAGAUGAGCUCAAAAAGUUGAAGCACAAGAAGUUCAAAAACGACAACGAAGGCUCGGAGAAGAAGAUUAGCAAGAAAAAGAGAAAAGCUUCUGAUGAGUACAGGAACGACACCAUCUUCGAUGUGGUGGCGAGGGCGAACGGUUUUGCUUUGAAGAAGCUGAAACUAAGGAAGCAUGAUGAGGAUGAGGAGGUGAUCGCAAGUAGAGAGGAUGAGGAUGCUGCGAAUCCGAAUGCAAUGUCCAAAUUUAGGAUAUCGAAGGUCCUAAGAGAGAAGUUGAAGUCCAAGGGAAUUGAGUCGCUGUUUCCUAUUCAAGCGAUGACAUACGAUUCCAUACUUGAUGGGUCUGAUUUGGUCGACCGAUAUAAAGAAGCUAGAAAAACUGGUUGUGGAAGGCCUCUGAGUGUAUUGGUGCUUCUGCCAACUAGAGAGCUUGUGAAUCAGGAUCAUAUAGAGAGAGGAACUCUUGAUCUAAAAUUUUUGAAAUUUCGCAUCCUUGAUGAAGCGGAUGAAAUGUUGAAUAAGGGUUUUGUUGAUGAUGUUGAACUAAUUCUUGGUAAGGUUGAGGAUGUUCACCUCUCUCUACUUUUUCUUAUCUUUCAACCCUUCGCUCAUCCACCAGUAGCAGGGGAGCACCGUCGGAAUGGCAUCAAACAUGAGAACUAUGUGCCAGAUGAAAUCGACCAGGGGGAUGAUGGAGGCUAUGGCAUCGACAGCAUAGGAGGGGGUAGGAAAGCAGUACUUGAAGGUGGCGAAGAUGAUAAUGGCGAUCGUGCCAUCGAUGAGAAUGCUGAUGCCCUGCAUGGCAAAGACAGCGGUGAUGAAGGCCCUGCAGGUCUUCUUGCUGGCAUACUUAGAGAGUUUGCAAGAGAAAAAAGGGGAUGA
Molecule: messenger RNA, 1095 nt
Organism: Elaeis guineensis (African oil palm)
Lineage: Eukaryota; Viridiplantae; Streptophyta; Magnoliopsida; Arecales; Arecaceae
Source: RefSeq, a predicted model, not a curated record